Molecule: messenger RNA, 892 nt
Organism: Anopheles funestus (African malaria mosquito)
Lineage: Eukaryota; Metazoa; Arthropoda; Insecta; Diptera; Culicidae
Product: putative RNA polymerase II subunit B1 CTD phosphatase RPAP2 homolog
Exons: 3
Coding region: 75-857 (260 amino acids)
Cellular component (GO): cytoplasm; nucleus
Molecular function (GO): RNA polymerase II CTD heptapeptide repeat phosphatase activity; RNA polymerase core enzyme binding
Source: RefSeq, a predicted model, not a curated record
AUAGGAGUUUGUUUACAACACAAUCACAUAAAAAAACACCAAACCAACGCAAAUCGCUCUCCAAAAUUCUAAAAAUGUGGCAAGAUUUCAAUGUUUUCACAAAUGAUCAAACUCCAAAAGAAUCGUCAACAAAAGUAAACCGAACGAAUCUACCACGACGGGCAAGAAACUUUAGCAAAGAACAGCUUCAAAAAGCUCUACGCAAGAAAAAAGAAUGUAAUGACAAGGCACAGCGCGCGGUAGAAACGUUAAUCGAACCGGGACGCACGGAGGAAGAGCUGCUCACAUUGAUAAAGGAUAUUAACCAAUGCCACAUGGAGGACAUAAUACAGGAACGUGCAAUUGUGAAGAUCUGUGGUUAUCCACUAUGCGACAACGCACUAACGAAUAUACCGAAGCAAAAGUACGUAAUAUCUGUGUCGAGAAAUAAGGUAUACGACAUCACGGAAAGAAAGAAUUUUUGCAGUGGCGAUUGUUACAAGGCGUCCAACUUUAUCAAAGAGCAGAUGCUAACGAGUCCGCUAUGGUUGCGGGACCAGGAAGAUAUACCGAAUUUCCGGCUGCUCAAUGGAAGGCAGCUUGUUUACAGGGUCACCGACGUAAAUAAACCGUUGCAACCGGGAGAAGUGAUCUUUGGAGAGUUGAAAAUUGUAGAACGAAAGUAUGCUGCAAAGGAACAGGAAGAUCUAUUGACAAAAGAGCAGCAAACCGGCGAAUGUUCGACGAAUCAGCUAGAACAAGCGGUAAUUGAAACUCAAAACGUUGUCGGCGUGGAACAGCAAUUAGAUAGUGUGCUUUCGCAGUUAAGCAUUAAAGAUACAAUGUUGACAAAGGAUUGUGAUAAAAAUUUAAUAUAAAAAAUAUGCAAAAUAAAUAAUAUACCGAAGUGAAA